UUGAAUGACUCAAAUGUUCCAAUUCAAAUGCAACCUGGAUUAUCAAUCGACUGACUUCUGGGAGAAUGCAUUGGAUUGCAGUUACCUGGAUCACCGCUGUGCUCUCAGCAGUUGUUCUUGGAAAUAUCACGGUAAUUCAGAGUCCGGAAUCUCUCAUCAAAAUGCCGGGUCAGACAGCACGCCUGAGCUGUACUUAUCAGGGGCCUAGUGCUAUCGGCGGUUACACGUGGCACCGAGGCAACACACGAGGGAAUGAAGUCUCCAACAGCACACCGGAGUUCCGAGACCGCGUGCUUGCGGCCAGUCAAGAGGAUUUCAGAGUCAGGAGAGACGCCUCGAUCUGCAUCAUCGAUCUGAAACCAGAGGAUACCGGGUUCUAUGUUUGCAAAGUGGCUUUCAUGGGGAUGGGGGAAGCCUAUGGAGCAGGGACCACAGUGAUUGUUACACGGGGUAACAACGGGAGCAGCAAAGCGGAGUCCAAGUCAACUACCUCAACAUUUGUCAUUGCAGUAACGGUGAUGGUGCCUCUCCUGAUCAUCAUCGUGAUGAUUGUUGUCAAAUCCUGCCGAAAGACUGCCACUCUUCAGCAACCCGAAAGCUCGGAUCCACUGUAUGCAGAGAUGCACGAAGGAGAGACCAAUUAUGUCCGCUCUGAAUGCAGAAGAACCAAUCGGGGUGAUGAUGGGGUUCAAUACGCCGAGAUCAAUGUGCAGGAGGGUACUCGAUGGAAGCGCCCGGUGGAUAAGCAGACGAUGGUGUACGCCAAAGUGAAGAACGAGCCAUUCAUCCCAGCGAAGGACCGCCAGAGGGCGAUAGAUGUCAUGCCCGAAGAUACCCCCUGACCUCUCCCGUUCACCAUCACACCGGUCUCUGGACUUUAAUUUCGAGGGUAACUCUGGGAAGCGACAGGAACUAGGGUGCUGGUGACAAAUAGUUGCUCACGUGUCAUCUGCCUCGCUGCCUUCCAUCCGUUUACGCCCAUAUGUUGCGAGGACUUGAGCUCUCCAAAUUCUUCACGUUUAGACUGUUCCGUUAUCAACUCUUCCUGCCUUUGCAUGAAAUGUAUUCGUCCUCUCUUUUGUGCGGUAUUUGACCACAUGAAUAAAUAGGUUGAAGCAGAUGUUAA
Messenger RNA from Chiloscyllium plagiosum (whitespotted bambooshark), 1126 nucleotides. RefSeq lists its product as uncharacterized. The record is from RefSeq and is a predicted model, not a curated record. NCBI's taxonomy places the organism in Eukaryota, Metazoa, Chordata, Chondrichthyes, Orectolobiformes, Hemiscylliidae. Gene Ontology annotation, biological process: natural killer cell activation; immune response-activating cell surface receptor signaling pathway; positive regulation of natural killer cell mediated cytotoxicity.